AAGUGCAUUCAUUCUUACUGCUGUCCUUGUUUUCUGACGGCUAUGCCUGAGCCAGGUAAGUCAGCUCCUGCUCCGAAGAAAGGUUCCAAGAAGGCUGUGACCAAAGCGCAGAAGAAGGAUGGCAAGAAGCGCAAGCGCAGCCGUAAGGAGAGCUACUCCGUGUAUGUGUACAAGGUGCUGAAACAGGUCCACCCGGAUACUGGCAUUUCAUCCAAGGCCAUGGGCAUCAUGAACUCCUUCGUUAACGACAUCUUCGAGCGCAUUGCAGGCGAGGCUUCCCGCCUGGCCCACUACAACAAGCGCUCGACCAUUACCUCCAGGGAGAUCCAGACGGCCGUGCGUCUGCUGCUGCCCGGAGAGCUGGCCAAGCACGCAGUGUCCGAAGGUACCAAGGCUGUCACCAAGUAUACAAGCUCCAAGUAAAUGUGUGUUUAGGGACUUUAAAACUCAAAGGCUCUUUUCAGAGCCACUCAAGUCUCACAUAAAGAGCUUUAAUAU
Messenger RNA from Nomascus leucogenys (northern white-cheeked gibbon), 498 nucleotides. RefSeq names its product histone H2B type 1-C/E/F/G/I. Gene Ontology annotation, molecular function: structural constituent of chromatin; DNA binding; protein heterodimerization activity. Lineage: Eukaryota; Metazoa; Chordata; Mammalia; Primates; Hylobatidae. The record is from RefSeq and is a predicted model, not a curated record. Gene Ontology annotation, cellular component: nucleosome.